Phalaenopsis equestris is the source of this 1128-nucleotide messenger RNA. Its product is annotated as probable WRKY transcription factor 65. The transcript is spliced from 3 exons. Gene Ontology annotation, biological process: regulation of DNA-templated transcription. NCBI's taxonomy places the organism in Eukaryota, Viridiplantae, Streptophyta, Magnoliopsida, Asparagales, Orchidaceae. Bases 290 to 1093 code for a protein of 267 amino acids. Gene Ontology annotation, cellular component: nucleus. Gene Ontology annotation, molecular function: transcription cis-regulatory region binding; DNA-binding transcription factor activity. The record is from RefSeq and is a predicted model, not a curated record.
CCCUCCCCCUCUGUUUUCCUCCCUCGUAACAUCACCUCACAAUAAAACACAUCCAAAGUCUGGAUAUUUGCCCCCACGUCCCCAUCCCCAGCACUAAAAAGUCAUUAAAAAACCUUAAUUAAUCCCUUACUUAACCUCUAAUUAAAUUUAAAAUUAAAAAAGAAAAACCAGCACAUGCUCCGAACCAUCCCCUGAUUUUCUCUUGCACUGUACGUAUAAUUAAUACAUAGAUAUGAACAACAAGCCCUAUUAAUUGCUCCGCUUCUCCCAUCCUCCUCAUUCAUUAUCCAUGGAAGCCGUAGCAGACCUGCAGCCCGUCUCUUCUCCAAAGAAAAGCCGGCGGUCGGUUCAGAAGCGGGUGGUGUCGGUGCCGGUGGCGGACGGUGAUGGAGGGAGGUCGAAGGGCGGCGGUGAGGCUGCGCCGCCGUCGGAUUCAUGGGCUUGGCGGAAGUAUGGCCAGAAGCCUAUUAAAGGAUCGCCUUAUCCGCGGGGGUAUUAUAGAUGCAGCAGUUCAAAGGGUUGCCCGGCGAGAAAGCAGGUAGAACGAAGCCGUGCAGAUCCCACCACCUUCAUCGUAACUUACUCCGCAGAUCACGACCAUAGCUGGCCGGCGACCGCCAAAACUCACCGCCGCCACCAUAAUUCGCCGGCGGAAACCACCGGAGAUAUCUCUCCUCCGCAAUCUGAUAACUCAAAACCGAGAGAAGCGGAGAGCAAUCCUGUAUCUUCAGACAACAGCCUGUCGACGGAUCUAAUGGUGGAUGAAUCGGCUGAGUUUAUGAUAGCAGACUCAUUCGGAUGGUUCGCACAGGUGAGUUCGCCGUCAUCAACCUCGCCGGCGGCGGCGGCGGUCUCCGACGGGGAGCUUUUCUGCAGCUCUUUAUUUGGAUUUGAUGACAAUGAUAAGUUAGGCGGGGCGGCAGUGGAUGAGGAGGAGGAGUCGCUGUUUGCGGGAUUGGGAGAGCUGCCGGAGUGUUCGAUCGUUUUCCGGCGAGGAUUUGGAGAGCGGCGGUGGAGUGGGGAGGAAGACGGAAAGCGGUGCGGAAUUGAGGCAGAUGAGUCGGCCGCUUCGUGGUUCGGGAGUUCGAGGUGAUUUCAGAUUGCGCCGCCGCCGCCACCGCCGCCGCC